Molecule: messenger RNA, 837 nt
Organism: Drosophila takahashii
Lineage: Eukaryota; Metazoa; Arthropoda; Insecta; Diptera; Drosophilidae
Gene: Phae2
Product: Phaedra 2
Biological process (GO): proteolysis
Molecular function (GO): serine-type endopeptidase activity
Source: RefSeq, a predicted model, not a curated record
AGUUCCUCGAAAACCAUGAUUGCGAAUGGACGACAAGCAAGGUGGCGCCAUAGUUCCCUGGCCAGUUUUCUUCUCCUGGCCAUAGGACUUUGCCAAGGAUCGGGAAUGGCCCUAGCCCAACCUGAAGGACGAGUGGUGGGUGGUACGGCGGCGGCGGCCAAUAGUGCUCCCUACAUAGUAUCGAUGCAGUACGGCGGAACGCAUUAUUGUGCCGCUAGUAUCCUGAAUGCCAACUGGCUGGUAACUGCUGCCCAUUGCCUUUCGAAUAGAAACCAGGUGCUGGGAAGUACCCUCGUGGCGGGAAGCAUUGCGGUGGCCGGAACAGCGAGCACCACCCAAAAGCGGAAAAUCACCCACUACGUAAUUAAUGAUCUUUAUACCGGAGGUACCGUUCCCUACGAUAUCGGACUGAUCUACACGCCCACCGCCUUCGUUUGGAGCGCUGCAGUGGCUGCGGUCAAGCUGCCAUCUUCCGGAUCGAGACCCACGGGAUCGGCCAAUCUAUUCGGAUGGGGCAGCACCAGCAAAACCAACAGCCCCUCGUAUCCCGCCACCCUCCAGGAGGCCAAGAACAUUCCCAUCAUCAGCCUGAACUCGUGUGCCCCGGCAUUGGGCACCAAGGGUCAGGAUGUCCACACCACGAAUCUGUGCACGGGUCCUCUCACCGGCGGCACCAGCUUUUGCACCUCCGAUUCGGGAGGUCCACUCGUUCAGGGAAAUGUCCUAAUCGGCAUUGUGUCCUGGGGAAAGCUGCCAUGCGGUCAGCCAAACUCGCCGUCCGUUUAUGUCCAGGUCUCAUCGUUUAUCUCCUGGAUAGCUGCUAAUCAGAAGAUAUGA